GCGUCGGCUCUCUCUCUCUUUCCGCUUCUUUCGUACAUCGCCGACCAUGGCCAAGGAGAAACUGAAGCCUCUACCCACCACCUCUGAUGGAGGUGAAAUCGCCGACACUCCUUCCCGAGAGAAGAAGCAUAAGAAGAAGAACAGGAAGCGAGCUGAACCUGAUCCCGAUUUACCCGCAGCGAGAGAGUCCGGUCUUGAUGAAGAUACAGAUGGAGUGCUGGUAGAUGAUGCUCAUAACGAGCCGACCAUGGGUGAUAAAUUUGAGAGUCUUAAAUUAGGCGGAGAAAAACUUAGCACUGAGGAGAGUAAUAGAGCUUCUGCUCCGAUCGAUCAUAAGCCUCCUACCGCAGCCUCUGUUAACGUUCUUCUGAGACAAGCAUUGCAUGCUGAUGACCGGUCUCUUCUACUGGAUUGCUUGUACAACCGAGAUGAACAGGUAAUUGCUAAUUCGGUUGCUAAGUUGAAUUCAGCAGACGUACUCAAGCUUCUAAAUUCCCUUCUACCGAUACUACAAUCAAGGGGUGCAAUUUUAGCUUGUACCAUUCCUUGGAUAAAGAGUCUGUUACUUACUCAUUCCAGUGGGAUUAUGUCCCAAGAGUCAUCGCUGCUCGCAUUAAACUCCAUAUAUCAGCUCAUUGAAUCACGGGUAUCAACUAUUCAUACGGCCGUUGAAGUUUCAAGCGGCUUAGACUUGAUUGUGGACGACUUGGAUGAUGAAGAAGAAGAUGGAGGUCCUGUGAUCUAUGAAGAUAAGGACAGUGAUGAAGAAGGAGGAGAAGGAUCAGAGGAAGGAAUGGAGACGGAUGACGAGGCAGACGAAUCGGCGGAUGAAGCAGCUGAUGGUGUCAAUGAUUUUGAAGGUUUUGACGACAUGAGCGAUUGAGGAGGACUCCUGAAAAUGGGAAAAGUUUUGAUUUGUGUCAGGCUGGUUGAUUGUUAGAUGUUAAGAGUGGGGUUAAAAGGUACAAUCUCACGUCUAGAUGUCUCGGCACGAACUCUGUAAUACGUAGUGGUUAUAUCGAUAUUGACGAGACUUUGUAUUGAGAACGAGUUUAUUAUGUAUUCUGAAAUGAA
Messenger RNA from Eutrema salsugineum, 1074 nucleotides. RefSeq names its product WD repeat-containing protein 43. NCBI's taxonomy places the organism in Eukaryota, Viridiplantae, Streptophyta, Magnoliopsida, Brassicales, Brassicaceae. Bases 47 to 883 code for a protein of 278 amino acids. The record is from RefSeq and is a predicted model, not a curated record. The transcript is spliced from 7 exons. Gene Ontology annotation, biological process: maturation of SSU-rRNA from tricistronic rRNA transcript (SSU-rRNA, 5.8S rRNA, LSU-rRNA). Gene Ontology annotation, cellular component: nucleolus.